Molecule: messenger RNA, 2754 nt
Organism: Plasmodium relictum
Lineage: Eukaryota; Apicomplexa; Aconoidasida; Haemosporida; Plasmodiidae
Exons: 1
Coding region: 1-2754 (917 amino acids)
Source: RefSeq, a predicted model, not a curated record
AUGAAGGAAAUAAUAAAUAGAACAGUUAUUAUAGUAGAAUACACUCCCGAUUUGUUUUAUUACAAUAGUAUAAAAAAGAAUAUAUCAAAUCAUGAAAUACUUAUUGAACUUUUAUGUACAUUUUUAGAAAAAAAAAUACUUUAUGAUUCUACAUGUGAAAUUAGUCUUAUAUUAUCUGGAUUUCAAUCAGAUGAAAAAUAUUCUAAUAAUAAAUCAAAUAUUUACAUAUUAGAAAAAUUGAAAAGAGAAAAUUUUGAUUCGUAUAAAAAUUUAUUAAAUGAUAUAUUGUUGAAUAAAAAGUUCGGUCAAAAAAGUAGUUAUAAUGAAGCUUUUAUGAAAGCGUUUGAGUUAUUAAAUAAAACUAAAAGUUCUAAAAAAGUGAAAUAUAAAGAUAAAUUAAAUAAUUUCAUUAUAUUCUUAACUUGUCAAACGAGUAAACCUAUUUAUUUUCGUUUUUAUGAAUAUAUUUUGAAAAUUUUGAAAUAUUAUGUAUCAUUAGUAGUUAUUGGAUUAAAUUUUAAAAGUAACACAUUUUUCGAUAAUUUGAUAGAUUUAAAUGAAUAUGUAAAAAAUAAUGAAAAUAAAAUGAAAAGGAUAAGUAUUGAAAAUCAAAUAGAAUGGAAUAAAUUCAUUCUUUUAUGUGAAGGCUCUAUUUAUUCAUAUAAAGAAGCUUCUCAAAGAAUAAAAAGUUAUAAUUUAACUUACGAUAAGUCAAAAAAGAAGUCAUUAGUAAAUUUUAUAAUUCCAAAUGCAAUAACGAUAAAUGUAGAAAUAUGUUCUUACACAUGUGCUCAGGGAAUCCCCAAACUAAAUUUAAAUGAAAUUUUUAUUGAUAAUUAUUAUGAAAAUGUAUCAAAAAGUUUUACUUAUUCAAAAGAUAAAAAAAAAUGUAACUCUUCUUACAACAAUGAAGCUAAUCAUGAACUAGAUCAAUUAGAGAUGUUUUCUAUUCAUAACAACUAUCUUUAUUUCAAUGAAGAAAACAAUUUUAAUACAUUAAAGAAAUAUUUAUCUUCUAGUUUUGAAGAAAAUAAAUUAGAUAGAAAAUAUAUGCUAGAAGGAAAAGUAAUUAAUGAAGAUAAUAAUAAAUUAAAUAAAAAUAAAACUAUACAUAAUAAUGUAGUAAAAUAUUACAAAUAUGGAAACAGCCAUUAUAUGCCUAUUGAUAAAAUAAAUAGAAAUAUAAUAAAUGAUACGGAUCAAUAUGAAAUAAAAUGUUUGUGUGCAAUUAAAAAGGAUAAAAUUGAUUGGGCAAAUAUUGUAGGAACUACUUAUUUUAUUGUUACUCAUAAAAAAAAAAAAAUGGAUUUUAAAAUAAUGAAUUAUUUAAUUUAUUCAUUGAUUAAAACAAAUUAUAUUCUAAUAUGUUCCUAUAAAACAAAGUAUUCUAAAUUUUAUACUGUUGGAUUAAAGCCUAUAUCUGAGAACUUAGCUAUUUUAAAUUUGUUUUUUUUAGCUUAUAAGGAACAUAUAAAUUAUUUUAACUUUAAUAUGAUUGAAGCCGAUGAAGAAAAUUCUAAUAUAUUCGAUGAACUAAUUGACCUAUUAGAUGCAAGUAAAGAGUUCUUACCAAAUAAAAAAGAAAUGAUUGGCAAUAACAAUAUCGGAAAUAAACUUAAAAGUAAUAUUGAUUGUACAACUAAAAAUUUAGAAAAGUAUAAAAAAUAUGCUCCGAAAAAAUCUGAUCGAAUUGAUAAAAGAAAAAUUUUGAAAAAAAUAAAAAAAAAAAUCGAGGAACAAGGAAAACUACAUAAAGAAGAAAAAGAGAAUUUAAAAGAAAAAAAUAAUAUACAACACAAUCUAGAAGAAGAAAAAGAAAUGCAUAAAAUUAUAAAUCAAAAUAAAGAAAAACAUAAGAAAAAGAAAAAUGAAAAUACUGACUAUAAAUGUAAUUCUGAUACUAAUGAUUAUGAUAAUUAUAGUGAUAAUGAUGAAAACGACAACAGUAGCUAUUAUGAUGAUAAUAAUUUUAAUAAAAUUAAAAAAAAAAAUGAUUUCUUUAGUUCUUACUCAAUAAAAAGUAUAAAGGAAAGAUUAUUGAUUAGAGAUAUGCAUAAUAUAAUAUUAAAAAGAUUUUAUGAAAUGUUAGCAGGUCAGUGUAGGUUACAUUUUACUUCAGAAAAUAGAAAUUCAAAGAAUAAAUUUACUAAUGAAAGAUAUAUCCCACUUCUUUAUAAAAGUGAAAUUAAUAAAUUUCUUAAUAAUAAAAAAAUUACGAAAUUACAGGAUAUAAUUGAUAAAAUAAAAUUAAAAUUUGCAAUUAAAUUAGAAAAAAAUUGUAUGAUACAAGAUAUUUCGGAAAAUAAUAAAAUUACUAGAUUAAAAAGUUGUAAUUUUAAUAGUAAUAAUAAUUUAUUAAAGAAAUUUAAUUUAAAUAUAAAUAAUAAAAUCAGUAAAAAUACUAAUAGUCUUUUAUUAGUUGGCAAAUCAAAUAAUUCAUCUGCAAAUACUGAUAAUGAGGAUAUUCAUUUUUUAAAUAAUAUAAAAUUCAAAAAAGACCUUAAUCAAUCAUAUUCUUUUAAAAAAUAUUUUUUAAAAAAUGAACUACAUUUUGGUUCAGAUGAUGAUGAUGGAAAUUUAGCAUAUACAUAUAAUUUAUAUGACGUUAAUAAAAUAAAAAUAUUGAGAUUGCAUAAUAUUGAAUUAUAUGAUACAGAAGAAUUACUUGAUGUUUUUAAUAGAAAAAAUAAUUUCAGAAAAAUCUACUGUACAAAUGAAUCAAUACAGCCAGCAGAAAAAAAAAUUAAAAUAUAA